ACCCAUAAACCCGAUUUAAAGGAUUUUGUUGUGAUUUGACUAUGUUUUUUUUCUUCAUAUUUUAUAGGUUUAUUUAUAAAUCCAGUUUUUCAAGUGUAGCACGUACGUCCCCCUCUAUAUAAACCCCAUGCAAUAUGCAGGGAAGAGGCAAACCUACUUUAGAUCACCAAAUACCUUCCAGUUACUUAUGGCUAUGAAAUUGGGCUCUUUGUUCUUAUUUGUUGUGCUACUCACUGACUUUGCACUGACAAAUAGCAAAGCUGCUAACACAGAUCCACCCAUUGUCUGUGACUCUCUUAACAGAAGCAGCUUUGAUUCUCUUGUACCAGGGUUCAUAUUUGGCACAUCUUCAGCAGCUUACCAGGUAGAAGGUGCUUGGAAUGAAAGUGGUAGAGGACCAAGCGUGUGGGAUAACUUCACCCAACAAUAUCCAGAAAAAAUCAGUGAUCACAACAAUGGAGAUAUCGCUAUUGAUCAGUAUCACCUUUAUCAGGACCGCGAUGUGCAAAUUAUGAAGAAUAUGUCAAUGGAUGCUUAUAGGUUCUCAAUCUCAUGGUCAAGAUUGUUACCAAAUGGAACGCUAAGUGGGGGCAUUAACAAGGAGGGCAUCGAGUACUACAACAACCUCACUAAUGAACUCCUAAGCAAUGGUAUAAAGCCAUUUGUGACGCUCUUUCAUUGGGACGUUCCCCAAGCUUUGGUAGACGAAUAUGGUGGUUUUUUAAGUGCUCGAAUUGUCAAUGAUUUUCAAGACUUUGCAGACCUUUGUUUUGACCAGUUUGGUGAUCGAGUAAAACAUUGGAUCACGUUGAAUGAACCAUGUACCGUGAGUAAUCAUGGUUAUGCAAUCGGAAUCCAUGCACCGGGACGAUGCUCUGCUUGGUAUAACCCAAACUGCACCGGUGGAGAUUCGAGUACUGAACCAUACAUUGUGACACAUAAUCAACUCCUUGCUCAUGCGACCGCUGUAAAGUUGUACAAGGAUAAAUACCAGGCAUGUCAAAAUGGAACAAUAGGAAUAACAGUGGUGUCAUACUGGUUUGAGCCAGCUUCAGAGACACAGUGGGAUAGAGAUGCUGCACUUCGAGCUUUAGACUUUAUGUUUGGAUGGCAAGUAUAUCUUAUUAUCUUGAGCUUGGAAUUUUCAUAUUUCUUCAGGUUUAUGGACCCACUAACACAUGGUGACUAUCCUCAAACCAUGCGAGCUAUUGUUGGAGAGCGAUUACCAAGUUUUACGGAAGAACAAUCCGAGUUGCUAAGUGGCUCAUAUGAUUUUAUUGGACUAAAUUACUAUUCUGCUAGAUAUGCAAGCGAUGCAUCUUACAAUUGUUCUGAUAAUCCAAGCUAUGUAACAGAUCCUCGCGUUAAUGUUGCAACUGAGCUUGAUGGAGUCCCCAUCGGUCCACAGGCUGCUUCUAACUGGUUAUAUGUUUAUCCAAAAGGAAUUCAAGAUUUUUUACUGUACACAAAAGAAAAGUAUAAUGACCCAUUGAUUUACAUUACAGAGAAUGGGGUUGAUGAGUUCAAUGAUCCUACGUUACCACUACCCGAAGCCCUUAAUGAUACCAAUAGAAUUGACUACUACAAUCGUCACCUAUGUUACGUUCAAGCAGCAAUCAAAAAUGGUACUAAUGUGAAGGGAUACUUUGCAUGGUCAGUGCUAGAUAAUUUUGAAUGGGAUGAUGGAUACACUGUUCGAUUUGGUAUCAAUUAUGUAGAUUACGAAAGUCUACAAAGAUCCUCAAAAUCCUCAACGUACUGGUUCCAAAGUUUCCUCAAUAAGUCCUCAAACAAUACGAAAGAAAUCAAAUCAUUUGUGGAUGGAAGUGUUGGGAACACCGAAUUUGAUCUCAUGAUGGCGCAGGACAUAAGGCAACUAGAAUAAUUAGUACGUAUUCAAGUAUAAAUACUUGAAGAAUAACUCUGUAUUCAUCUAAGAAUGCCUUGAAUUUGUGUGGAAAAGAGCACUCUUAAUGAGAGAGCCUUACAUAUAUUUCUAAAUAAAAUUUGAGAAUUGAUCGAGAAACCAAAAGUUCUGCCGUGCAUGAA
Malus domestica (apple) is the source of this 2049-nucleotide messenger RNA. The record is from RefSeq and is a predicted model, not a curated record. NCBI's taxonomy places the organism in Eukaryota, Viridiplantae, Streptophyta, Magnoliopsida, Rosales, Rosaceae.